ACAGUCAGGGUGUGUGUGUAUGCGCGCGCCGGUUGGCUACCGGUAACAAGAGAAUGUGGAGCCGAUUGGCUGCCGGUGGAGCGAGAAGUAGUAGCGGAUUGGCUGGGGGUGCUCUCACGUGACGCAGGCGGGAGGGUGACGGGCGUGUUGUGGUGGAGGGGGUUCAGCUUGUCAGAGUUAGAAGAUAUAACAAGAACAAACGGAAUUGGAAAAGCUGAGCCAAGAACCAGGGCCCAGGUGUUGGAAAAAUAGAUUUGUAGGAAGAUAACAUUUUAAAAAGAUGUGUUGACCAGAAGAAUCCCUCUCUAGUGGUCCUUGAUAAAUUUAGUGCCUUAUAAAAGAUGGGGUUUGGAAAUGACCUGAAGCAUUCUCAUGAAGCUUUGGUAAAACUGCAAGAUUGGGAAUUACGGCUACUAGAAACUGUGAAGAAAUUUAUGGCUAUGAGAAUAAAAAGUGACAAAGAAUACUCAUCCACUUUACAGAAUCUUUGCAAUCAGGUUGAUAAAGAGAGUACUUCACAACUGGAUUAUGUUAGUAAUGUAUCUAAGUCAUGGCUACUCAUUGUGCACCAGACAGAACAGCUUAGCAAGAUCAUGAAAACACACGCAGAAGACCUGAAUGCUGGGCCAUUGCAUAGGCUUACCAUGAUGAUCAAAGAUAAGCAGCAAAUUAAGAAGAGUUACAUAAGUGUUUACCAGCAGAUUGAGGCAGAGAUGUUCAAGGUUACAAAAACAGAAUUGGAAAAAUUAAAAUCUACUUAUAGACAAUUAAUUAAGGAAGUAAAUUCUGCCAAAGAGAAGUUCAAGGAAGCUCUGUCUAAAGGAAAGGAGACUGAAAAAGCCAAAGAACGCUACGAUAAAGCUACUAUGAAACUCCACAUGUUGCACAAUCAAUAUGUGUUGGCGCUGAAAGGAGCACAGUUACACCAGCACCAGUAUUAUGAUGCUACACUUCCUCUGUUCCUUGACUCCUUACAGAAGAUGCAAGAAGAAAUGAUUAAAGCACUAAAAGGAAUCCUUGAAGAAUACAGUCAGAUCACCAGUCUUGUAACUGAAGAAAUAGUAAAUGUUCAUAAAGAGAUCCAGACAUCUGUUGAACAGUUAGACCCUGGUUCAGAGUACAGUAGUUUCAUAGAGGCUCACAGGACACCAGAUGUUGUACAACAAGAAAUAGAGUUUGAUACUACUUUAUUGGAAGAAAAUGAAAAUCUUCAAGCUAAUGAGAUUAUGUGGAAUAAUUUAACAGCUGAAAGCUUGCAGGCUAUGUUGAAAACAGUAGUAGAAGAGCUGAUCCAGACACAGCAGACACUUCUAAACAAGGAGGAGCUAGUAGUGGAAUUAGAAAAAAAGAUAGAAGAAUCCGCCAAGAUCUGUGAAAGAAAAUCCGAUGUUGUGCUUCUCCUAAGCCAGAAGCAGGCACUGGAAGAACUGAAGCAAACAGUCCAGCAAUUGAAGUGUACUGAAGUCAAGUUUGCAGCCCAGAAAGAACUUCUAGAACAAAAAGUGCAAGAAAAUGAUGGGAAAGAACCUCCACCUGUUGUAAAUUAUGAGGAGGAUGCCAGAUCAGUCUCUUCUAUGGAUAAGAAAGAUAAAGUUUCCCGUUUUGACACCAUUCGGCACUCCAUUGCUGGAAUGAUAAGAUCUCCGAAGUCUAUGUUAGGCACUUCGUCGGUAAGUGCACAGUUCUUUGAUGUAAUUUCAACCAGUGAAAAACCUCUGGCAGACCAAGAUUGGUAUCAUGGUGCAAUCCCAAGAAUAGAAGCUCAAGAACUAUUAAAACAGCAAGGAGACUUCUUGGUGCGAGAGAGUCAUGGGAAGCCUGGUGAAUACGUCCUUUCUGUGUUUUCAGAUGGACAGCGGAGACACUUCAUCAUACAGUAUGCUGAUACUCAGUAUCGAUUUGAAGGGACAGGGUUUUCAACUAUUCCUCAGCUUAUAGAACAUCAUUACACAACAAAACAGGUGAUUACAAAGAAAUCAGGUGUUGUUCUGCUGAAUCCUGUUGUUAAGGAUAAGAAAUGGAUUCUCAAUCAUGAAGACGUUACACUGGGAGAAUUACUGGGCAAAGGUAAUUUUGGUGAAGUAUAUAAGGGAACAUUAAAAGAUAAAACUCCUGUUGCUGUAAAAACAUGUAAAGAAGACCUUCCUCAGGAGCUGAAAAUAAAGUUUUUAUCAGAGGCCAGAAUACUCAAACAGUACGACCAUCCGAAUAUUGUAAAGCUUAUAGGAGUUUGCACUCAAAGGCAGCCUAUUUAUAUCGUUAUGGAGCUUGUUCCAGGAGGUGAUUUUCUCUCCUUUUUAAGAAAGAAGAAGGAUGAGCUAAAAACCAAACAACUAGUGAAAUUUUCAUUAGAUGUUGCUGCUGGGAUGGCAUAUCUUGAAUCCAAAAACUGUAUACACAGGGACCUUGCUGCAAGGAACUGCCUUGUAGGGGAAAAUAAUGUUUUGAAAAUCAGUGAUUUUGGAAUGUCUCGUCAAGAAGAUGAUGGAGUGUAUUCAUCUUCAGGUUUAAAGCAGAUUCCCAUCAAAUGGACUGCUCCAGAGGCUUUAAACUACGGGCGAUACACUUCUGAAAGUGAUGUAUGGAGUUAUGGAAUUUUCCUGUGGGAGACCUUCAGUUUAGGUGUAUGUCCUUACCCAGGAAUGACUAACCAGCAAGCACGGGAACAAGUGGAGAAAGGCUAUCGAAUGUCAGCACCUCAGAAGUGCCCAGAAGAAAUCUAUAAGAUAAUGCUACGGUGUUGGGAUUACAAUCCUGAAAUGAGACCGAAAUUCAGCGAAAUUCAGAAAGAACUCUCUGCACUGAAAAAGAAAGUGGCAUCAUGAGAAAUCAGCAGGACUCAAAAUUACAGGACUCUGUUCUCAUUUUCCAGAAAAGUAAUAUUUUCUGUCAUGAACACUACGCUUUUAUACCGCAUUUCUUUCAAUAUUCUUCUAGGACGUUUGUACACAAGUGUGCCACGCUGGAAAAUGUCAAAGAUAUCUAUGUUAAAGAGGGUGCAGGGGAGAGUGCUCUGCCAAAUGCUUUAUAUCCAAUCACAGUGAUGCUGUCAUUUAGGUUAUGUGUAAAUAGUCAACACAACCAUAGUAUGUGUAUAGUUUUAAGAAACUCUGGCUGCUUUUUGUUAGUGAGAGAAACUCCUAAUAAUGUUUUUUCAGCCGUUUCCUCUGCUUUUGAUUCCAGGUUCUCACAGCAGCCGCACUAUGUCAGGUGUUUAUGCACCAUUCCUACAAAUCUUAAAACCGAAGGCACAGCUUUCAGUAUUACCUCAGUUUAAAGGAAUAUACAAUAUAGUGCUCUGAAAACAAACAAAAACACCAGCUAACACAGUCUUGGCUAUGUGUGUAUUCUUAUUCAAAAACAUAAUUGAAAGGUUUGAUUGCAAAAUGAGGAAUGCAUGCGGAUAUUUCUGGCAGAUAUUUCAAGACAAUAAAUAUUCCCAGUUCUUUUUUCCAUUUUUUAAACAAGAUAAAGAGGCACAGUUCACAGGGUAGACUACAUGAGUAGUCUAGCUUUUAUUGGGGGGGAAAUAAAUCCACAUGUGAGCCUUAUGCAUGAUGCAUCUGUCUGAAAAUACUGUGGAUGAUCUGUCUUUCAGAAGGAUGAGCUAUGGCAGUACACAGUUUUUGAACAUGCACAUUCAGAAGUGUUGUCUGCAAGAAACUGGUUUGAGAAUGAGAGUGGUAUGUAAUGAAGGUAACAUUGUUGAAGUAACAUUGAUUUUGGAUGGGGAAGGGGAAGUGAAUUUCCUGAUUGGCCUAUGAAAGAUUUGUGAUUUGAUGUUCCUGUUAGGUGGGCAGCUGGAGCAAAGGGGGAAAAGGUGGGGGAUAUAUUUCAUACACACUUUCCAAAGAGGGAAGGUAUUUUUCAAUAGCAGAAAAAAAUCCUAAUGGGUAAAAAGCUAACAAGGGAAUGUUAACUUCCGUAAAUAGUAUCUGGCACACUGAACAAACUACAAAGUUGAAACAUUAAGCUGUGGGACUUCUCAUAAAAUUCUUCAUUACACUCAGAUUCUGCUGGGUUUAUUCAGUGGACAAUCUGCAUACUCCAAAAUGACAAGUGACUAUGAACAUAUGCCAUCAUUUGGGUGGAGGGGAAGAAGUAUUGAUUGGAUUAUUUCUGAGGUAUGCUGCAAUAGGAUCCUUUCCCAGCUACUGCGUGAGUUGAUGGCAUGAUCCUGACCUCUUGAAUCUAUAGUUGAUGAGUCCUUUUGCAGGGGCUUGAGUUUGUGCUGAAGAGAUAGCAAAAAGAUGGUCGUGGUAUGCCAUCAAGUUGAUUGCUUCCAGCCCAAGGGAAUAAAGGUGAGGAAAUCAAAUAGCAUUUUGAGCCUUGGAACAGCAUUCUUUUGUAUGGUAGGACCAAGAUGUAGGUGAAAUCUUGGACCACUUUACAUGUUAGCUGUUUUGCUGACCCUUCGGGCCAGACACAUUUGCUCUUCUGCUUGUUUUUUUGUGAUAGUACAGAGUGGUGAUGUUGAGCAGGGUAUAGUCUCCUUGUAGUCUAGAGAGAUUGAUGUCAUUAACAUGAUGAUAAAUUUUUGUCAGAAUAAAACAGUGACGCAUCAUAUUGGAGGAAAUGUUCACAUUGUAGAUGAACUAGUUAGCAGUCUAGUACAAAGGGUGUCAGGUGAUUCUUGCCUUAUUACACCAGGACUGGUUCAUGGGUUCAGAAUCUAGUGGAGAAGAGAAAGGGGUUAAUUUAGCAGUGCGUAUGCACUGAUCUCUGUCCAACACAAAUAGGAAAUGUUAGUUGAUUACUGUGACCCUAAGGGGAAUCCAAAACAGUGUGCCUUAAUUCAUUGGCAUUGUUAACUAAAAUGCACAAGGACUGAAUGCUAGCACAUGGGGGAAAACACCACAAAUCGCCCAGGUUUAGAUCUUCAUCUAUGCAUUCACUAAUGUGUAAAUGAAAGGGCAAGAAUGUAUCUUCUUUUAUUCACUGUGUUCUUAUUUUUUUUCGUAAGGCUUAAUAUUUUUAUAUAGGAGAGACUAUACCAUUACUUUAAAGUCAUCUGAAUGUACUUUGUCUUUCAACGAUGAAAAGGACAGCUUUUUCUUAAUUUGAUUAGCAAGACAUUCUGUCCUGUUCUUCUUGUACAGAUGUAAAGGAUAAACAUUAUUUAUAUUUCAUUUACGUAAGCAGUUAUAAUUUGCAAUUCAUGUCAGGCUGCUGCUCAAAUUGAAAAUCCUUUCCCAAACACAAAAUACUGUAUCAGUAACAUUUAGAGUGUGUUCUGUCUUUCCUCUGUCCUAAAAUUAGGGGUCAAUUCAAGAUCACUAGCUUAUGGGAUAUUGUCAAGGUUGGUUCAUUCAUAGAAAAUAAAUCUAGCGUGUUGGCAAUUGUUCUCACAGCACCUUGAGAAUCACUGUUUUAGCAUGCAACUUAGUAAAAUAAAAACUCAUCUAAAACUAUUGGAAUUAUGUAUGUUAGGAAGUUGAAUCCAUUCCAGAUGCAUGUAGACCUGAGCUGCAAAGAUUUGGUCAAGAGAAGGAGGCUAUCUAAUGCAACCCUGCUUGGUAAAUUUAAUUAAUGCUGGGAAAGCUGCAUUCCAAGUUGCUUUCUUAAUGAAGUUAAAACUUUCCAUUAUUAGAAAAAAAGAUUCUUACAGGAUUUAUAUAAUUAGCUUCUUAGAACAAGAUUAGAAGCAUACACACACCCCUGCCUCUUUCUUGGGGAUAUGCAAUAUGAAUUAGAUAUUGUCACUUGUGUUGUUCUGUAGCAGUGAACAUUAAUUGCCUUUGAAAGUGCUGAAAUUGUGGUUAUCUAUUAAGCAAGUUUGCCUACAAGUUAGCAUUUCACAAAGGAAACCAAAAACUUUUGAAAAGAUGCUGCAUGAAAUGCAGUUUGGAACUUGACAAUUUGAGCCUCUUGCCACAGUCACUUUUCAUUUUCAAUAAAUACGAUUUUUUUUAAAGUUUAAAGAGAAAAUUCCAAAUGGAACAAGAAUCAUGAACAAACUGAAAUGCCAUUAUGAGAAUCAAAGGCUUACAUUAUGCUGAAAUGUGCAAUAUUACAAAGUUCUCUGUUUGAAAGCACUAUGUAUGGGAAUCCCUGUCCUCACUCUUACAGUAUCUUUUAGUAACUUUCCAUUGAACAAUAGUCCUUAGAUAUUUGAAACUUUUCAUUUGAAGUGUGAAGUAAUUUAUAUAUUUAGCAAAUGCCGCCUCUUUGUUUUUAUAAAUAGUGAAACAUACUAAGAACAGUGUUGGCAAACAUCAAUGCUUAUGAAAUAAGCCACUGGCUUGUUUGGUUAGAAAACAGCUUUAAGAGAACACUUCAGUUUUAUUGUGGUUUUGUUUUCAUCUGCUAGGUUAUCAACAGACCAUGAUGGCUGGUGACCUUGGUGGCAUAACGCUGGCAAUAAGUUUCAGAAAGAAACUAAUAAAAGCACAGACAGUUAUCAUUGCUGUUUUUAUAUAUGUAAUUAAGCUGCUGGUUAAUUUUUUGAUAGUUCAUUUUGCUCUCCAAAAAUUACCAAGAAGAGGUUUAAUUGGAUUGCAAUGUGGAGGCACUUCAGGGCUUUCGUUAAAGAUACAGCUUUCUUUCUUACUGCUUGUGAUGGCUCUUUCUCACAGCCAGGACGUGUUGCUUUAUUGAACAGUUACACUGAUGCAUUGUUAGGACCAAACUACACAUUAAAUUAAUAGUGUUUUGACUUGUCAUGCUUCUUUCUUUACAAAAAAGCAACCACUGGGGACACUGAUCUCGACUGAGACUAUUGGAGAUAGGUUAACUCUUCUCCCAUCCCCAUAGCAUCUUGGGGGAAAGGGGGUUUAACUUUGUGCCAUGGUCCUGAUCCAAACUGAGGGAGCAUAGCUUUUGGUUUAAGAGAAUCUCAUGACUAGUCCUAAAUGCCCAAUUUUAAUCAUAAAUGUAGCAUUGGUUCUUAGUAUAUUGAUUUCUUAAUUUAAAUGAGAAAACAGGAUUUCCUGGUUCUGCCAUACAACAAUGUGGGCCUUGAAUAACAAAAUCAGAUUGACUAUGAACCACAAUAUUGUAUUCCUUUCAUCAAUUAGAUGAAUAAAGAAGUAUAUCUGUAUCCUAUAUUACCAUGAUUAAUUAAAAUGAGAAAAGAUCCUUUUUGAGCCUAAGAAGGCCAACGGAUCCUGAGGAGCAAAACCAUACUUUAAAGUUUGUCACCUUUUUAGUUUUAGAAAACAAACUUUGUUUGUUCUGAUAGUUCUGGAUUUUCUUUGUGGCUUCAUGUUAACCUUUCUUCUCAGCUCAACUAUAUGCAUGCAGGUCUAUAUCUGUUUUUUUGAAACCUAAGGCUGAAACUGGUUGAACUCUUGCUCACCUGUGGCUCUUUUCUCCCCUCAGAUGUUAAAAUAAUAGAUUUUGAAACACUGAAAAAUGUGCAGAUGGUCAGAGUAUACAUUGCUAAAACUUGCAUCCCUCCUUCCCUUUAUAGCUGGCAACAUGUUAGGCAGCCUUCAUAAGCUAAAGGACUUUUCUUCUCGCAAGAAGAAAAUUAUAAACAAGAAAGAAGUGUAAAGUAAAGGAGGUCUAGAUGACUUGAAACAGGCUUGUAUUUUUGAAACUCAGCAUGUAGCAAUUGAGAGUAGGGUAAGAAUGCAAGAAUUUUUUAAUUUUAUUUUGUUUGGGCAUUUGUUCAGAAAUUUUCAUCUUGGAUCUAAAGUAGUCACUGCAUUAUAUGCAGAAAACUAUUGUCGUGUAGGGACUCAAAGUCUACUUGCUUCAGGUAGCAAUAUCCCGGAUGCCGUUCUUCCUCUCCCAUUUUUUAUGGUGAUAAAAUUAUUGCUUCGCACAUUAUGCAUGUGUAUGUGGCAGAAAGCCACAGCCAAUCCCAGCUCUCCUGUAUAAGUGGAUUUUCAAACUUAUUCCUGUCAUAUGCACGUGGUGAGUUGCAUCCAGGAAGGCAUUUUCCUCUGGAGGAAGGAAGCUUUUAGAUGCCCCUCAUUCCAUUGUGUUCAGCAUGUCUAAACCUGAUACUAUGAUGGAAUAGUUUGUUCCGCUGAUCCAUGUGCUCUUUUUUCAUACAUUUCAUUAAAAUCCUAGGUGCAAAAUCUUUUUCAAUAAUAAUUGAUGUUAACCCAAGACCAUUGUCUCUGUUGUGUCCAGAAUACUAUGGAAUGCUAUGGACAAUAUAAAGUUUUGGUUUGACAUUAACUCCCCAAAUUCUUGGGAUGUGAAGAUCUUGUUGGAGGCACAGCCAAGGGCUUCUGGGCACUCAGUGAGGCUACUUUGCUGUUCAAUUAGACACCCAGGUUGUAUUGCAACAUACUUAGAAACUUUACCCAGUUUGAUAAGUGGUUUGUUCAGCAUGGGAAGCUGCAGGUUGACAAGCACAAGUUCCAUUAAGUGAAUGGAACUAGUAUUGUAAGUGGGGAGUGGGGUUGGCUCCUGGCCUGGCCUGGAUUUCCAAAUACUUCAUUUGCAUAGAUAUAGUAAAGACCCCAGACCUAAAUAUUCUUGAGUGUAAUGGGAAACACAUAAAUACAUUUAGAAUCUGCAUCCAAAAUAAGCUUAGUAGGAAACUGCAUAAAUUGUUGAAAAGACGAGGAGCAGCUCCCCUUCUACACAUUCAGCAGUUAAUACUGAGCUUAUAAAAAUUCCCUUAUGCACAGGAAUUGUUCAAGUAAGGUAACUGAACUUUGGGCCCUUCCAACAUACAGUUUAUGCAGGUUCUAUAGAACAUAAUCAAGUAUCAUUUGACAAGAGGGGAUAAUCUGUGCAAGACAGCUAAAUCAUGUGAGCAAUGCAGAGCUGGCAAGUGGGGCCCAGCUGAACUCUCUUAUAAUUACUGGCAGGUUUGUAUCUUUUGGUGUAAAUUUAGCUCUGAUUGCAAAAUACAGACUGCCUCAUUCUACAGAACUAGGGCAUCAUGUACAUCAAGGGAAGACGGGUCAAAACAAAACACUAGCAAUGCCAUUAACAAUCCAAACCAAGGGGAGCUGUGUAAGAGAAACCACUUUCUAAACCAAGGAAAGGAGGUCAGUACUGCUGCUGUUAGUUUACAGAGGGAAGAGACAUUUUCAAAGCAAGGAAUGUUAAGAACAGUUAAGAAACAUAUCAGAUUAGUUCUCAAAUGUAUCAAGGAAUAACACAGGAAAUUAUUCUUUAAAAAGGAAGGAUUCAUAAAAGUACAGGUGGAAAAGAAAAAUACAGGCUCCUAGCUGUAUAGACAAGCAAGAUAAUAAAGAUGUUCAUGUACAAUAAAUUUGACCCAGGCUUAUGUGACUUUUAAAAUGGUGGGGACCAAAAGCUGGCUGUAUGUUAUCCUGGUGCUGUUCUCGUAGCUGGUCUUUCAGCUCUUCAGUGCUAGGACUGAAUACCGGGAACACUUUAACAAGAUGGCAUCUGCACCAGAUCUUCUUUUGCUGGUGACUCAUGCCAGUACUAUAUAUCUGAGUAGUUUCUCUCUUUGAUGCUGAAGGAAUUGCAGGGUUAAGAAGGGUUCCUCCAUCCCUGAAAGGAUGGUUGAUUUGGCAGCCAUACAAGUGCUACUUUCCCAAUUAGGUUUACUAAUUUUUUUGCUGUUUCCAUGGAGUUGAGUAGGGUCACAGGGGCUCAUUGACAAACCAUAGUAGAAGAAUGUUAGACAUUUUGAGUAGGAUACUGCUAUAGUUUACAGCUUUUUACAUUCAUGUAUUUUGGUGUGGAUUGGGGUAUUUUACUUCUCUUUUUUUAAUUGGUGCCAAUAUAUACACCAGCAGGUUUAA
Molecule: messenger RNA, 9683 nt
Organism: Rhineura floridana
Lineage: Eukaryota; Metazoa; Chordata; Lepidosauria; Squamata; Rhineuridae
Gene: FER
Product: FER tyrosine kinase
Exons: 20
Coding region: 342-2825 (827 amino acids)
Biological process (GO): Fc-epsilon receptor signaling pathway; cell adhesion; regulation of mast cell degranulation
Molecular function (GO): non-membrane spanning protein tyrosine kinase activity; ATP binding
Source: RefSeq, a predicted model, not a curated record